Messenger RNA from Humulus lupulus (European hop), 3027 nucleotides. RefSeq names its product squamosa promoter-binding-like protein 2. Gene Ontology annotation, molecular function: DNA binding. NCBI's taxonomy places the organism in Eukaryota, Viridiplantae, Streptophyta, Magnoliopsida, Rosales, Cannabaceae. The record is from RefSeq and is a predicted model, not a curated record. The coding region runs from base 1210 to 2646 and encodes 478 amino acids. The transcript is spliced from 6 exons. Gene Ontology annotation, cellular component: nucleus.
CCCCUACUCCUUUAAAUCUCAAAUUCCAACACGUAAAAGGAAAGGUUUUUCUUUGAUUUUAUUUUAAUAAUUGUUUUGGGGUUUUUUAUAGUUUUUUUUUCCUUUAAUCGAUUUUACUUGACAAAGGGUUCUCUUUGCGGGGCAUGUGAUCGGCGAGGGUUUGAUUCUCACUCACUCACUCACUCAUUACAAUCUGGUUUUUCAUUUAUUGAGCUUGAUUUUUCUAUAUCCAAGCUUUUCUUUUUAUGAGUAUUAUAUAAAUUUAUAUUUAAUCGGUUGGUGGAUAUGGUACUUUCGGAGAAGGAUGAAACAGUAGUGGCUUUUAAUGGGUUAUUUUAAUUUUGUGUUUUAUUUUCCUAAAAUGCCUAAUGAAAUAAAAUCAAAAAUCUUUUGUUUUCUCUCUCUCUCUCUCUCUCUCUAAGGUCGAUUAUUGGUGCUUAUGAUUAGGUGUGUGAACUGUGAAGGUUGUUUAUGUCGAUAUUCAGUAACUUAAUAAGAAGGGAUUUGUGGGUUUGUUGAAUUUUUUACCGAUUUAAGGGAUAUUUUUUAACAUUGGUUUAAUAGAGGCCGUGGUGGGUCUGCUUCAAGUACCGGCUUUGAUAGAUUACUCUUUUGAUGAAGGUCUGAAAACUUGCUGCUACUGACGACUUUGAUAAUUGGUAAUAAGUGAAGAGAGAGAGAGACUGAAAUGGGAAAUGGGAAACACUUGCCAUCUUUACUGGGGCUAAGUUUGAUUGUGUUUUUUGUGAAUGGUGGGACUUGUUAGGUACCGGAGUGAGAAAGUAAUGGGUGAGAUAUCUAUAACCCAUUUUGUGGACCUUGGGAUUUAUGUAACCAGCUUUUCUAGUAUUUGGCCAUCAUCAAGCAAAGAGGUGUUUUUGUAGGGUUAUCUUUUAGUUUGGUGAAUUCUCUUCUGAAGGGUUUCUUACAACUUUCGAUUCUGAGAGCAUUUUUACAAGGAUGGUUAAGGCAAUAUUUAUGAGCUUCCGAGUAAUACUUCUUCCAAUGGGAUGCUUUGUUGAUCUAUUUUCUUAGUGCAAUUUUUGAUCUUUGUCUCCAUAGCUUGAGCUGUGAAUUUGGGCAGAUCUGAGCUGGUAUUUGGUGUUUGCCUCCCAUUUAUGUUUUUCCUCUGAACCAGAGAUGGCCAUCGAUUCCAUAUUGUGAAUUUGAAGUGGGUGAAAUCAAUUUAUCCAAGUUCUGUUAUCAGCGAUGGAGUGGAAUUCAAAACCUUCCUUGCUGUGGGACUUGGAGAACCUUUUUGAAUUCGAUGCAAAGGCAACUGAAAAUCCGAAGAAGCUACAAUUAACUGACUGUGAUAUCGAAGGAGAUAGAGGAAUUAGCUCUGGAUCUCUCCAUUCACCUGGGGAGGGUGGGGGGAGUGCAGGUUCUGGCUCUGAUUUGGGGCAUGCUUCAUCAAGGAGCUCUAUUUCAGCUUCCAUCAAUUCUUCUUCAAUUGGGGAAAGCAAGACAUCCAAAUUCACUCUUGAUGGUUUUGAACCUUUUUCAAAGGAGUUGAUGAGUAAAAAUGAAGCAAACAAAGCUCAACAAUAUGGAUCUUCUCCAACACCUGACAUUUCUGCUGGUUCUGGUGAACCGUUGCUCAGUCUAAAGUUGGGCAAGAGAAUGUACUUUAAAGAUAUAUGUUCAGAAAAUAAUGCCAAGAACUCUUCUAAUUCUGUAGUGUCGAUGUCAUCUGCCACAACGGUGAAGAGAAACAAGUCCAGUUGCCAGGGUAACCUUUCCCCACCACGCUGCCAAGUUGAAGGCUGUAACCUGGAUCUCUCAUCAGCCAAAGAUUACCAUAGAAAGCAUAGAAUUUGUGAAAACCAUUCCAAAUCUCCUAGGGUUAUAGUAGGUGGUGUGGAACGCCGGUUUUGUCAGCAGUGUAGCAGGUUCCAUGGUCUGUCUGAAUUUGAUGAGAAAAAGAGAAGCUGUCGCAGGCGUCUUUCUGAUCACAAUGCAAGGCGUCGUAAGCCUCAGCCAGAAGCCGUCCGGUUAAAUCCAGCAAGACUUUCUUCACUGUAUGAUGAGACACAGAAGAUGAGUCUUGUGUUUGACCAAACCCAGCGGCUCUAUUCGAGGCAUGCAAAUUUAACAUGGGAUAGCCAUGAUAGCUCCAAGUUCGGGCACACAAGGGAGUAUUUGUCGAGGCCUGCAAAAACAGGAGCCGCGGCUGGACAGCUUCAUUUGUCCAACAAUGAUCAAAUGUCUAACAGCAUUACCAUGCUUUAUCAAGAUCCCAAUGGACUAACACCGAAUAAAGGCACUGUACCUGAGGUUCACCACCCAGGCUUUGAAGAAACUGCGGUAUCUUCUGACGUAAACACAUCUCAGGAUCUUCAUCGUGCUCUCUCUCUUCUGUCAACUAGUUCGUGGGGUUCACGCGAGACAAAACCUGUUUCUCUUGAUACUCUCAACAACUCUACAAACAAUAGCAGCAUGGUUCAAACUGCAGUGCAUCCAAUUUGCCAAGGCUUACCUAUGGCUUCAGAGUACUGGCAAACUCAACACCAACAACCCACCAUUGAUGCUGCAUCAUCACCUCUCUCCCAUCAUCAGCGCAGUAAUGGCAGCAGCCAGUUUCAAGAUCUCCAUUUAUUCAAGUCUCCCACUGAGUCUGGAUUUUAUUCCUACCAGUUUAAUUAAAUGACUACUCUCUCUUCACCUAUCAAAACUUUCAAGUGGUGUUUUUCGUUUGUAGUCUAAUAAGGGCAAAUAUUUUACAUGCUUUAUUCCUGCCGUACAUAUCCAAACUCUUUUCCCCCCUCUUCGCCUUUGAAAUAUGCAGAAGACGGUUCUGUGGCUUUUGUUGGAUUACAUUUAAGUUCUCGACCGUACAAUAGUUGUAGCAUUUAGCAUGCUCAUUAAUGUCGCGAGCUAUUUUACCAGCCACGAGCCUAUUUAUUUUGUCAUUGCUUUUAUGUACUAGGGCCAAAUAGGUGAACAUGACUUUUCACUGCCUAUGUUGCCAAAUUUAACAUUAUAGUUGUUGAGGUUAUCAAUGUCAACUGUUCAUCGUUGCUGCUC